UUGCCAAAAUGGAUAUUAUUGGUGUGAUACGAACAACGGCCCAGGAUUAUGGUGAUAUUUUUUCAGAUGCCUGGUGGCAUCUGCUCAAUAUGGAGUUUAAAACGGCGAUGACGUUGUACAUAACAGUGGGCCUGCUGACAUUAAUCCUAGUAAUCUGGUAUAUAUUCUAUCGUCGAUAUAUACGAGAUAAAGAACGACAAAAACUGUUACUUGCUCAAAGUUCAUCAUAUGCCACGGCCGAUAUGCGCGGCCUGCGGUUUCGUAAACGUGAUAAAAUGCUCUUCUAUGGUCGGCGGAUGUUGCGCAAAGUGAAAAAUGUCUCCGGCCAAGUGUAUGGUGGCCAGGGACGUAAACGUCGUGCUGUUAUGCGUUUCGCCAAACGUCUGCUACAGCUGCGUCGUGAAAAUAUCCCUCUACAAAUGAAAACAGUCGAACCUCCGGCGGAGUAUUUAGAAGAAACUAUGGAGGGGUCAGAUCGUGUACCACCCGAUGCCCUGUAUAUGUUGCAGAGUAUUCGUAUUUUUGGUCAUUUUGAAAAGCCCAUCUUUUUGAAGCUUUGUAAACACACGGAAACCUUGAUGUUGGAUCCUGGAGAUUUUCUCUUUAAGAUAACCGAUGCGGAUGAUAGUGUUUUUAUAGUGCAAUCGGGUCAAAUCAAUGUUUUCAUAUCGAAUGCUGAUGGUAGUACAUUAUCGUUGAAGACGGUGCGCAAAGGAGAAUCUGUUACGUCGUUGCUGAGUUUUGUCGAUGUGUUGUCGGGAAAUCCGAGCUAUUAUAAGACAGUUACAGCUAAGGCUGUGGAGAAAAGUGUGGUUAUACGGCUGCCAAUGCAGGCCUUCAAAGAAGUAUUCGAUGAAAAUCCCGACAUAAUGAUACGUGUCAUCCAAGUCAUCAUGAUACGCUUGCAGCGUGUCCUUUUCACAGCCUUGCGGAAUUAUUUGGGUCUAAAUUCCGAGCUGGUGCAGAAUCACAUGCGCCAUAAGAAAUCUCAAAAUAAUGCCCAACAAACACCACAAUCUGCAUCGCAGCAGCAAUCACAAUCGCAAUCGCAACAACAACAGUCAAAUGCCACUGCAACACAACAACAAACACAAGUUAAACAUUCACCCGGCCAUCGACGAUCUCAGGGUGAAACCCCCAUCUUGCAUCAACAUAGUCUUUCAGAUCCUAUACCACCACCUGAUAUGUUACAGGAUGUCGCCUGUUAUGAGGCAUUAAUUGCCAAUGGUUCGGCCCAGUAUGUGGCCCAGAGUAGUGUUGGCAAUUUAUCGACCAGACGUUAUUCGAUGACACCGGCUGAAAUCAAUGUUAAUGCCUCUUCCAUUGAUAUGCAGCUGGUCAAUAUGUCUGCGGUGGAUAGUUUUCUAAAAGAACUCGGUUUACCCGAAGAAGAUCGCUCGUUCCUGGAACCAUUUGUUGAGGUUCGUGAAGUGGAUGUUGAUGUUACCCUAAUCACGGAGGGUAAUUCCGAUGAUAUUUGUGUUUGGUUUGUUAUGACUGGUGGUUUGGCUGUCUAUCAGAGUGGUGUCGAUCCCAUACGCAAUUUCCAAAGUGAUCGGGUCGAUUGUUUCAUACAUCACGUCCAUCCCGGUGAAAUUGUGGGUGGUUUAGCUGUACUAACCGGAGAGGCCAGUGCCUAUACCAUUACCUCACUCUACCCCAGUCGCAUUGCAUUCAUACGCCGUCCCGCCAUCUAUCAGAUAAUGCGUGAACGGCCCAAAAUUGUCCUGGACCUAGGCAAUGGUGUGGUCCGACGUCUCUCGCCAUUGGUGCGACAGUGCGAUUAUGCCCUCGACUGGAUUUUCUUGGAGUCGGGUCGUGCUGUCUAUCGCCAGGAUGAAAUGAGCGAUAGCACCUACAUAGUGUUAAGUGGUCGUAUGCGUUCCGUUAUCACUCAAUCAAGUGGCAAGAAGGAAAUUGUGGGCGAGUACGGUAAAGGUGAUUUGGUUGGUAUUGUUGAAAUGAUAACGGAGACAUGUCGUACUACAACUGUAAUGGCCGUUCGAGACUCAGAGCUUGCCAAAUUGCCGGAGGGUUUAUUUAAUGCCAUUAAAUUGCGUUACCCCAUUGUGGUAACGAAGUUGAUCUCUCUGCUAAGUCAUCGUAUUUUGGGUACAAUGCAAUCACGUUCGGCCGGCAAUGCGGCGCCAUUGGAAGCGAAUCCGGUAACACACAAAUACUCCACCGUGGCAUUGGUUCCAGUCUCAGAAGAUGUCCCCCUAACCGCCUUCACCUAUGAACUAUUCCACUCGUUGUGUGCCAUUGGACCCACGCUACGCCUAACCUCCGAAGUUGUACGUAAACAAUUGGGUGUACACACAUUCGAACAGAGUAAUGAAUAUCGUUUAACCUCUUGGUUGGCCCAGCAAGAAGAUCGUUAUAUCAUUACUUUGUAUCAGUGUGACCCAUCGUUGAGUGCCUGGACGCAACGUUGUAUGCGUCAAGCUGAUGUCAUCCUAAUUGUCGGUCUGGGUGAUCGUCCACCCACUGUGGGUAAAUUUGAACGUGAAAUUGAUCGUUUGGCUAUGCGUACCCAAAAGGAGUUAGUGCUACUCUACUCUGAGACUGAUAGUUCGAAGCCGAUGAACACCUUGCAGUGGUUAAACGCUCGGCCGUGGGUAACCAAACAUCAUCAUAUACAGUGUGUUAAGCGUAUGUUUACGCGGAAGAGUCAAUAUCGGAUUAAUGAUUUGUAUAGCCGUGUUCUGAUGUCCGAGCCAAAUAUGCAUUCAGAUUUCUCUCGGCUGGCCCGUUGGCUAACCGGCAAUUCCAUUGGCUUGGUAUUGGGCGGUGGUGGUGCCCGCGGUGCUGCCCACAUUGGCAUGAUGAAAGCCAUACAAGAGGCUGGUAUACCCAUUGAUAUGGUCGGUGGUGUUAGUAUAGGUGCUCUAAUGGGUGCUUUAUGGUGUUCGGAUCGUAAUAUCACCACAGUUACACAGAAAGCAAGAGAAUGGUGUAAGAAAAUGACAAAAUGGUUCUUGCAACUCCUCGACUUAACAUACCCGAUAACAUCAAUGUUUUCGGGUAGAGAAUUUAAUAAAUCCAUACGUGAUACAUUUGGUGAUGUUAGUAUUGAAGAUUUGUGGAUACCCUAUUUUACGCUAACCACAGAUAUUACGGCCAGCUGUCAUCGGGUGCAUACGAAUGGAUCUUUGUGGCGUUAUGUACGUUCAUCCAUGUCACUUAGCGGUUAUAUGCCGCCACUGUGUGAUCCCAAAGAUGGACAUUUGCUAUUGGAUGGUGGCUAUGUAAAUAAUUUACCAGCCGAUGUAAUGCGAAAUUUAGGUGCUGCUCAUAUUAUAGCCAUUGAUGUUGGCUCACAGGAUGAUACCGACUUAACAAAUUAUGGUGAUGAUUUAUCCGGCUGGUGGUUGCUCUACAAGAAAUGGAAUCCAUUCACAUCGCCCGUAAAAGUACCCGAUUUGCCUGAUAUUCAAUCACGUUUGGCCUAUGUAUCCUGUGUUAGGCAAUUGGAGGAAGUGAAAAAUUCCGAUUACUGUGAAUACAUUCGUCCGCCCAUUGACAAGUACAAGACUCUGGCGUUUGGCAGUUUCGAUGAAAUUCGUGAUGUUGGUUAUGUUUUUGGUAAAAAUUAUUUUGAAAAUAUGGCUAAGGCUGGCCGUUUGGGUCGUUUCAAUCAAUGGUUUAAUAAAGAACCACCCAAGAAAGACAAUCAUGCCUCGUUGAGUGAAUACACGUUCAUCGAUUUGGCACAAAUCGUUUGCAAAAUACCCGAUUUGGAUCAUCCAUUGCAUACAAUGGAUCAACAUCAACAUAAUUAUUUCUAUAGUGAAGAUGAAGAUUAUGAUGGUUAUAUAUCGGAGCCAUCCAUAUAUAAUAGGAAUCAAAUCAAAAUGAAACGUACUGGUACCUCAUUAUCCCUAUCGGAAAACGAAAUGGAUUCUGACAUUGAGGUAGAUCUCAGUUUGGCCAUACGACAACAUCAAAAUUUAAAAACUCGUAGCUCACCACAAACUCCCGUCAACUUGCCACGUUCGGCUAUGUCCUUGAUCGAUAAUAUCGAUGGACGACACAACAACGUUAGUAUCCCGGCAACACCCGAAGAUGAUGUCGGCGGUGGCAUAACAAUGCAAAUGCGUUAUAAAUCUUUGGAUAAUAUGAUGUCAACGAAUACAAAUACAACGCCAAAACAAAUAAACGAUAUCGGCGGUGGCAAUGCAGACAAUGCUGACGAUGAUAAUAAUGGCAAUAAUGAUAAUGCUGCCGAGGGUAAAAAAUUAAAUAAUAGCACCGAAGAUGAUGACAAUACCAAUAACAGCACAACAGCCAAAGCUAAGACAUCAUAA
Musca vetustissima is the source of this 4307-nucleotide messenger RNA. RefSeq names its product neuropathy target esterase sws (gene sws). Lineage: Eukaryota; Metazoa; Arthropoda; Insecta; Diptera; Muscidae. Gene Ontology annotation, molecular function: phosphatidylcholine lysophospholipase A1 activity. Bases 9 to 4307 code for a protein of 1432 amino acids. Gene Ontology annotation, cellular component: endoplasmic reticulum. The transcript is spliced from 9 exons. The record is from RefSeq and is a predicted model, not a curated record. Gene Ontology annotation, biological process: phosphatidylcholine metabolic process.